CACUCCUCCUCCCGGCAAUGACAGACAUCACUGGCCGGUGCUGUGUGCUCCACACCCCUGGCUCAGUGCUUUAAAUCGCCGGUAGCCCGGUCUUGCCCAAGCUGCCUGCUUUUAUAGGAGGCUGAAGGAUCUGCACGGCAGACUGUGCUCCAUCCACACACCAUGCCCAGCCGCCUCCUGGCUGCCGCACCGUGAGCUGCGUGUAUCGUGGAACUUGCCAGGCUGCUGGCAUUAAGCCUGAAAAGAAGAGUGUGACUUACUGAACCAGGAUUUCUUCAGUAAUUUUGGAACCAGAAAAAAUGCCUUUAGCAGAAGAAAGUACCCUACCAAGUGAUCCGCCUCUUACGCUCCCACUAGUUAUCAUAGGAAAUGGCCCCUCAGGAAUCUGUUUGUCUUAUAUGUUGUCUGGCUACCGGCCAUAUUUGUCUCCAGACGCUGUGCACCCGAAUUCAAUUCUUCAAAGUAGAUUAGAGGAAGCGAGACACCUCUCUAUUCACGAACAGGAUUUGGAAUACUUGUCUGAAGGUCUAGAAGGUCGCUCAACCAAUCCUGUGGCUGUUCUCUUUGACACUCUUCUUCAUCCAAAUGCUGAUUUUGGGUAUGAUUACCCAUCUGUUCUGCAGUGGAAGCUGGAAGAAGAACACUAUAUUCCUCAUAUAGUUCUCGGUAAAGGACCUCCUGGUGGAGCCUGGCACGAUAUGGAAGGAUCCAUGUUGACACUUAGUCUCGGAGAUUGGAUGGAGUUACCAGGACUGAAAUUUAAAGACUGGGCCCUGGGUAAAAGACGGAAUUUAAAGACCGAUCGAGCCACCCCUGCUGAAGUAGCUUCUUAUUACAAACAUUAUAUUAAAAUAAUGGGUCUCCAAAGAAAUUUUAUUGACAACACUUACAUUACCUCUGUAGUAAAACCUUACAGAGAGCAAGAGGAAUCUACAAGUCAAGGAAAUGGAGUGGUGGUUGCCUCUGAGGAACCUCAGAUCAGAGAAGGAAAUGAUGAGCCAGUGCUAAAGAAAAAUUGGGAAAUUCAAGGCUACACAAGAGCAGCUGAUGGCUCUCACCAGCCCUUUUGUCUUUUUGCUGAGGCAAUAGCUCUUGCAACGGGAACUUUUGAUUCGCCAGCUCGACUUGGAGUGAGUGGUGAAGAUCUGCCUUACGUUUCACACUGUGUUGCUGAAUUCGAGGCUGCUGUUAGCAAAGGGAAAUUAGGUGGAUCAGUCGACCCAGUUUUGAUAGUGGGUGCUGGGCUCACAGCAGCUGAUGCAAUUCUUUGUGCUUAUAACCAUAACAUUCCGAUAAUACAUGCUUUUCGUAGAAGAGUUACUGAUCCAAGUUUAAUUUUUAAGCAGUUGCCAAAGAAGCUGUAUCCUGAGUACCACAAGGUCUAUCAUAUGAUGUGCAUGCAGUCUCAUACCACAGCCUCCAACUUGCACGCUUCUUAUACCAGCUUUCCGGAGCAUUGUGUACUUUCGUUUAAGCCAGAUAUGAAGUGUGUCCUUCAAGGUACCGGUGGAUUAAAAAAAGUCUUAAAAAUAUCCAUGGCUCUAGUUUUAAUAGGGUCUCAUCCUAAUCUAUCCUUCCUAAAAGAGCAAGGUAGAGGUUUGGGUCAUCACCCUAACCAACCCAUCACAUGCAAGGGUAAUCCUGUAGAGAUUGAUCCAUACACUUAUGAGUCGUCAAAAGAGCCUAAUCUCUUUGCACUUGGACCACUAGUUGGUGACAACUUUAUCAGGUUUCUAAAAGGCGGUGCUCUUGCCAUAACCCGUUGUUUGGAGACGAGACAAAAGAAUAGACAUCGACUUGCCGAAAGUGAUGGUGUGUCCUAGAUACAGGAAAUUGCCCAUGCUUUUCUGUUGAAAUUCAUUCCCAUGUAUUAUAUAAGAGAUCUGUAGACCUGCAGAUUCCAUCAGUAUGUGUUUUUUGGCACAGUGCAAACUUUGUUUCUGGAUUCUUAUUCUUACGCAAAUGAAAAACCUAAUGUGCUGCUUUCUGUAGAAAGACAUGCUGUUUUGUAGUGGUAAACCCAAUUUAGUUUGUUCAUGAACAAACCUAUUUUGCAUAGUUACCAACAACUGGAUUUCUAGUGUAAAACUCACUUUUACAUUCAUAGUUUUUUAUUUGGGAACAUGAGUUUAGUUUGUUUGGGAUUUUGGUCAGAAUAUGCAUAUCAGA
Molecule: messenger RNA, 2169 nt
Organism: Pelobates fuscus (common spadefoot toad)
Lineage: Eukaryota; Metazoa; Chordata; Amphibia; Anura; Pelobatidae
Gene: OSGIN2
Product: oxidative stress induced growth inhibitor family member 2
Exons: 6
Coding region: 300-1823 (507 amino acids)
Biological process (GO): negative regulation of cell growth
Molecular function (GO): growth factor activity
Source: RefSeq, a predicted model, not a curated record